CAACUGCCAAACAGGGGCGAUAAGUGCCUCGAGUACGUCCGUCAGCACGCGACCCAGGGCGACGCCCAGUCCGUGGUGGACGCCAUGGACGAGUUCGCCUACACGAAGACGUGGAUGAUGAACAUCGGCGACGUGAAGGGCGCCAUAGUGGACGCCGAGAUCGAGAAGGCCAAGCCCCAGGUGAUGGCGGAGAUCGGCGCGUUCUGCGGCUACAGCGCGGUGCGCUUCGCGAGCAAGCUGCGAGCCGUGUCAGGCCCCUCUGCACGCUUCUACUCGUUCGAGUUCUCGCCGCACUUCGCCAACAUUGCGUCUCAGAUCGUGGCGCUUGCGGGGCUCUCGGACGUCGUGACCUUCUUGGUCGGCCCCUUUUCGGAGUCGUACACGAAGCUCAAGGAGCUGGGCGUCGACCACGUGGAUGUCUUCUUCAUGGACCACGACAAGCGCCAGUACCUGAGCGACUUCAAGUUGAUUGAGCAGAGCGGCCUGCUCAAGCCGGGAGGCGUGGUGGUGACCGACAACGUGCUUUCUCCAGGCCCCGGUGGGCUUCCGGAAUUCCUCGCGUACGUGCGCUCGAACCCCAAGUUCUCGUCGGUCCUGCACGAGUCGUUCGUCGAGUACCAAGCCGAGCUCAAGGACGGCGUCGAGGUCUCCACCUACGUG
Phytophthora sojae is the source of this 660-nucleotide messenger RNA. RefSeq lists its product as hypothetical. NCBI's taxonomy places the organism in Eukaryota, Oomycota, Peronosporomycetes, Peronosporales, Peronosporaceae. The transcript is spliced from 3 exons. The annotation marks the transcript as partial. Gene Ontology annotation, molecular function: O-methyltransferase activity. The record is from RefSeq and is a predicted model, not a curated record.